This is a messenger RNA of Mus pahari (shrew mouse), 943 nucleotides long. It is a transcript of the gene Gnrh1, whose product is annotated as gonadotropin releasing hormone 1. Gene Ontology annotation, cellular component: extracellular region. The transcript has 3 exons. Gene Ontology annotation, biological process: multicellular organism development. Lineage: Eukaryota; Metazoa; Chordata; Mammalia; Rodentia; Muridae. Bases 345 to 806 code for a protein of 153 amino acids. Gene Ontology annotation, molecular function: gonadotropin hormone-releasing hormone activity. The record is from RefSeq and is a predicted model, not a curated record.
UUGGCAAGGGGGCAUCUGAGCUAAGUGUCCUCACCUAGAUCAGUAUUUAGUUCUCCCUCUUAAAGCUGCUCUGACCAGCUGUAAUGCUUUAAAGACUAGAUGAAAGACAGAAAAAUGACAGCAGUGCCACAGCAUGGCAAAGUCAAGCAGCCUUUUAUUAGCCAGAGGUACUUCCUUUUCAGAGCAGAUGGCCCAGCUCUAACCUUGUGAACCACAGAGUUAAGAACUAAUCUAUAAAGGGCGAUGCAUGGGCAAAGUUUCAAUUUGGUAAGGGAUGAAUUACGGGUUGCAGGGAACCCAAAUUAACAAAAAUUGGACUACCUUACCACAAAGAAGUACUGCAUAUGCCAGAAUCAACUACAGGUGUCUGUCCCAUGUCUAUGAAGCUCAAGACAAGUAGAUGCCCCUGUGUUUUCUUGUCUCUGAACAAGCUGUGUUACUACCUCUGCCGUUUCUAUGGAGCCAGUGGUUCAGGAGCUGGCCUCCUUGCUAAGCAUUCUUCACUCUGUAUCUUGAUGUCCCUUAGAAUGGACAUGAUCCUCAAACUGAUGGCCGGUGUUCUACUGCUGACUGUGUGUUUGGAAGGCUGCUCCAGCCAGCACUGGUCCUAUGGGUUGCGCCCCGGAGGAAAGAGAAACACUGAACACUUGGGUGAUUCUUUCCAAGAGAUGGGCAAGGAGGUAGAUCAAAUGGCAGAACCCCAGCACUUCGAAUGUACUGUCCACUGGCCCCGUUCACCGCUCAGGGAUCUGCGAGGAGCUCUGGAAAGUCUGAUUGAAGAGGAAGCCAGGCAGAAGAAGAUGUAGAUGCACUGGCCCAGACGGAUCCACAACACCCGAGUAUAACAUUGACCCUGAGACUUGUGACAGCUCUGUAAUUGUGUACGCUUGAGCGUUUUUAUACCCAGCAGCAUAGCUUUCAUAAUAAAGUAGUUUGUUGUGGA